CGCGGCCUGGCCUAUGGGCGCCGGGCUGCCCGCGAGUGGCUUUUCUGCCUGUCGUUGAAGGAAGGGAGGCCGGUUCAGUCAUGGCGGCGUUUCUGAGGGUUCUGGCUCUUGCUCUCUUGGCCGUGCUGGCCGGCUCCGGCGUCGGAGGGCAGAAGAAGAAGGAGAUGGUUCUUUCAGAAAAAGUGAAUCAGCUGAUGGAAUGGGCUAGCAAACGGUCGGUUAUUCGACUGAACGGUGAUAAAUUUCGUCGUCUUAUAAAGGCACCGCCAAGAAACUACUCUGUGAUUGUUAUGUUCACUGCGCUUCAGCCUCACAGACAAUGUGUUGUGUGCAAGCAAGCUGAUGAAGAAUAUCAGAUUCUGGCAAACUCAUGGCGGUACUCAAGUGCAUUCACAAACAGGAUCUUUUUUGCCAUGGUUGAUUUCGAUGAAGGUUCUGAUGUAUUUCAAAUGCUCAACAUGAACUCUGCUCCAACCUUCAUUAAUUUCCCACCAAAAGGGAAACCGAAAAAAGGUGAUACAUACGAACUGCAAGUACGAGGUUUUGCUGCUGAACAGCUAGCCCGUUGGGUUGCUGAUAGAACUGAUGUCAAUAUCCGUGUGAUAAGGCCUCCAAACUAUGCUGGGCCCUUGAUGUUGGGGCUGCUGCUCGCUGUUAUCGGUGGCCUUGUAUACUUAAGAAGAAGCAACAUGGAUUUUCUGUAUAACAAGACAGGCUGGGCUUUUGCUGCUUUGUGUUUCGUUCUGGCAAUGACAUCAGGGCAAAUGUGGAAUCACAUCAGAGGGCCACCAUAUGCUCAUAAGAAUCCCCAUUCAGGUCAAGUGAGCUAUAUUCAUGGGAGCAGUCAAGCUCAAUUUGUUGCUGAAACACACAUUGUUCUGUUGUUUAAUGCUGGCGUUACUCUUGGGAUGGUGCUCCUGCAUGAAGCUGCUACUUCUGACCUGGAAGUAGUGAAGAGAAAAAUAAUGUGUAUGGCUGGCAUCGGUUUGGUGGUCUUGUUCUUCAGUUGGCUGCUCUCAAUAUUUAGAUCUAAGUACCAUGGCUAUCCAUACAGCUUCCUAAUGAGCUAGAGCAUGUUGCAUCUCUGCUGUUUUCCUGAAGCGUGAAAUAUGUGGACCAUGCUACCUCCAUUUGAAAUGAAUGGGAAUGAGACUGUUGCACACCAAACCAAAGAUGUCAAGUGCCUUGACAAUUUGCCCUAAAAGUCAUGGGGAGUAUUAAGAUACAUGCUCUUUUCUCCAUUUACUUUAAGUCUAGUAUAAUUUUGCAUCUGGGUUCCUUUUUCUGAUUAGUUUAAAAGAAAACUAAAUUUUAAUUCCCAGGCAACAGUCCAAAGACCCUCUUAUGCAGAUGUUAGUGCCUCUGUGUUAUGCAUAGAGACACCCUGAUAAUCACAGUCACCACCACUUGUCGCUUCAUGAACUACUGGACCUAUUCAUAGCUCAUCUGGGUUUCAGGGUGGCUUUUAGCGGGGCGGGGGGGCACAGGGAGGGCUGCUUUCACAAGGGAGGGAGGUGCCCCAAAACAGUACAGUGUUCAUGUGCAGCUUUCUAUGCAGUCCUUUGGGCUGUGGCUUUAACUGUUAUAUACACUGCAUUGUAUUUCUGGCACCUACAGGGACUUUACAUUUUGCCCAUAUUUUUCUCCCCUAUUGCAAAGGACUCAUUGCAGAUGCAUUCAGUAGGUCCCUCUUUGUAAGGCAGAUGUUCAUCUUGUAGGUGAUCUGAUUCUAUGUUGGGCAAAAGAUUCCUGCAUUGCAGGUGGUUGGACUAGAUGAUCGCCAUGGUCCCUUCCAACUCUAUGAUUCUAUGAUGAAAUUUUUAACCUUGGUUUCUGUGCAACAUGUUCCAAUGCAGAGCCAACUGGGAAGAGAAGUUGACUCCUUAAAAAAAAAAUA
Molecule: messenger RNA, 1897 nt
Organism: Lacerta agilis (Sand lizard)
Lineage: Eukaryota; Metazoa; Chordata; Lepidosauria; Squamata; Lacertidae
Gene: MAGT1
Product: magnesium transporter 1
Exons: 10
Coding region: 81-1070 (329 amino acids)
Cellular component (GO): oligosaccharyltransferase complex
Source: RefSeq, a predicted model, not a curated record